Messenger RNA from Acanthoscelides obtectus, 12067 nucleotides. Lineage: Eukaryota; Metazoa; Arthropoda; Insecta; Coleoptera; Chrysomelidae. The record is from the annotation of a GenBank genome assembly.
GAUUGGUCCUCGUUACUUCGGGUAUCUAUGAGUAACGACUACUCGAGUACCGUAUAGUUACUUUUUCAACAUCACUAGCACUGAUAUUUUUGGUAAAUAUUUGACGUUUGAAAAUCCAACCACACUUUAUUCAGCGGUAAGUCGGAGAAGGUGGUUUCAAAACACUUCAAAAAACCUGCUUAUAUUGCGACUUUAUGAUAUGAUGAUACUGUGAUCAAAUUCGUACUGUCUUACGAUUUCAAGUUAACUAUAUUCAUUACACAUUCAACAGAUCAAACAGUGUCUACUUUAAUCUAAAAUGGAUAACGAUCCUCAACAAAUAUUUGAUGACCUUCUGAAGUACUCGAAAGACUCGUCUAAUGGACCUACCGAGUCCUUGAGAUUAUUGGAAUCUUUCAACAGAAUACUGUCUGAAGAACAAAUCGAGCCAGCAUUUAUAGACCUAUGUUUGAUGAGCAUCUUUGAUCAAACAAAAGGACUUCUGCAGUACAUAACUUUAUUGCAUGGGAACAAACAGCUUAAAGAGUGUAUUAAGAAGGCUAUAGAAAUAGUUUCCACAAUAGUAAAUAAUUUCUCAUGUAAAGUUACAGAAACAAAUGCUGUGGACAUCUAUAGUUUGUGUGUUAAAAUCAUCAAAUCAUCUGCAACUGAUGCUAAUAUCAAAGGAAAAAUAAUUACAUUAGCAAGCAUUACUUUAGAAAAGGUCAAUACUUUUCUGGGAAGUAUUAAAGUUACUGAUUCUCUGAGGAACAUGUUGUCAAUAUUAAUAUUGUGUCUACAACAAAGACAGACUUCAUCAACAGUGAUUCAUUCUCAACUAGUAUUUCUUGGACUGUUUUGUAAGAAAUACUCUUUUCUGGUAGAGGAUCCUACAAAAAUCAAACAUACUUUUUGGCGGCAUUUUGAGAUAGAAAUUUCUCAACCUCAGAAAUCAUCAGCUGCUAUUUUAUCAGGGUGUUUUAUUGGUUUUAUGGAUUAUUGUAUAAGCUUUCCACUAGACCUGGCCAAAAAAGAAGAUAAGAACAUAGUCGAAAAACUGUACAAGUCAAUAAAGGAUAGCAUCACCACUAAGGAAAAAAUUAAAGUGGCAAGCAGAGCGGCAAUUAGUUUUUUUGCCAACAAUAUGCAGCUAUUUGAAGAAUACUUAUGUAAAGAUUACAAGGUCCUUCAUGAAGGUGUUUUGAUUUGGUUAUACCACCCUGGGCUGGACGACAAAAAAACAGGAUCUUCUGCACUGAAGGCACUUCAUCAAACACUAGCUGUUAUAAUGGACAGACAGGAUAGUACUGAAGAUUGUAAAGUAACACUCAAAUCGCUCCUGUUUGACUCCCUGAUUCGAAGGACGUCUUUUUUGGCCGUAAUUGACUCUGCACUUCCUGCGCAACGCAGUCGCCAAUUCAUAAAGGAUUAUGUAGGCACAAAUUAUACCGUCUUGCCCGAAAAAAGAUUUGGCUUUGAAUGUGUGAAAUGGAAUUAAACGGAUCAAGUCACUCAAACAGGCCCAUACGAUUAGUCCAUGGGAGAGACUGUAACGCCGAUCAAACCAGAGAGAGACGCGUGUUGAAGAUAUAUCUCAUAAUUCCAAGUUUUAAGGACAAAUGUACGGGGAAAUCUAUGAUGUGUGAAAUACGUCUAAGUACUUUAACGAAUGGGCUAAGGCUACAUUGAAUAAAGAAAAGGUGUCAAAUUACGAAAAACGUCUUGCAAUAUGCGCAUUGAAAUCAUUUUUGAUAGCAUCAUACAAACACUUGGACAGCGAUUAUGUUGCAGCCUUGUUUGUCCAUAUUUUACAAAAUUUCGAACGCAGCUACAUCUUCAGUACAAAUACUGAUAGCGAGGAAUGGGAAUUCUUGCCUGAUUAUAUACAGAUCAUAGCUAACGUUACGAGAUUCAGAACGUUUUCAUCAAGAGAAUUUGUCUGCUUGCAAAGAGCUACUGUCAACAUGCUUAAAUCAUUUCACCAUUUGCCAUAUCAACAUCACAUGCUUGUGGUUGAAGCUGUGUGCACAACUUUGUUAUUUUUGAAAAAUGGAAAGUAUUUUGAGACGUAUUUGGAAAACAUAGUUUAUCAAGGAGUGGUCUGGUCCUGUUCUCAUCAACACAUUUCGAUGGAAGCAUUCGCUAAAGAAACUAAUGAAAAAAUAAUAACCUGCAAAAACUAUUUCCCUCUUUGGCGGGGCGUCUUGAAAAUUACGGAACAUAAUUUUCCUGGACUAAAUAAUACCUUGGAGGACAAAAAAUAUAUUGAGGAAAGGGUUGUCAAUGAAUUAAUUAAAACGUUAAUGAUUUUGAUUAAUAAACUCAACAUCAAGAUGUACAUCAAAGAAGAUUAUGGAAGGAACUCGUCCCUAGAAAAUGUCUAUAGUGUCGAACAUUCCAAUGAUUAUACGAUAUUUCUGAACGUUGUGGACUUAUAUCAAGACAUUUUUGAAAUCAGCAGACCACACCUUUUUCGUAAAUGUAUCAGCAGAAUGGUAGGAGAUUUGAUAAAGAAGUGUUUACAGUACCCACUUGUCAGUGGCUUCUACAGGCUAUUAUCAUUCGCAUUAAAAAUAGGAAUUAAGCUGGAUGUAACAUCUGUAGACUACACAGUGUCUUUAUACCAAUUUCUACCGACUUUGCUCAACAGAAUAACUCAGUUCAAAGACGAACUGUCCAUAUCUUGCCUGCAAGUAUUACUGGCCAUUCCUAUAUCGAUCAUACAAGAAAUGCUUGUCGCAUGUGUGGAUCCUUUCAAAACUAUAUUUGAUAUAGGUAAGAGCUAUUUGCCCCUUGCCGACAUGGGCCUUACCACAUUAGAAUAUUGGCAAGAUCAUAUAGAUGCAAAAAAAUUACAUCCAUUGCUGGUGGAAGUCGUGCCCAGUCUGGAUUCGUUUUUGAGAAGUAAGUCUGUUGAAGAGAAUGUUCAAACAGUAGCUACAAAGAGAAGAAAAACUACACAAACGUUGAUGAAACGACGAGUAGUUGUUGUGUUGGAACCUGAGUUGAUCAAACUACAAAAGAAACUAUUAUGUUUCAUAGGGAGGCAGAAUUUGGAGGUAUCGAGAGCUUUGGUGUUUUCUGAUAAUAUUUACACGUCUUCCGAAAUAUUGGGAGUAAACACGCACCUCAAAUUAGCUCUACCCUGUGAGGAUGUCCAGUUAGAUAUAAUUUAUGAUAAGUUCGCAUCUAGAAUUACCGACUUAGCUUUGCAAUGCAGUGAUCGAAAAAUAAGAGUUAUGGCUUGUGAAUGUUUGCAUGCUCUAAUCAUUGUUCUACUAGGUAGAGCAAAAUCGCUUCCCGAAAAGAGCUUACCAGACCUGAAUGCCAUUUUAAAGCUAUUUGUCUCUAGUGCACUCCAGUUGUCUUGCGAUGUUGAUCAAAUUGUGCAGCAUAUGUUUUCACCAUUAUGCUCCCAGUUGAUCCACUGGUAUACAUCAAGAUCUCAAAUACGCAGCGCCCAUUCUGCUGUCAUAGUUGAGUGUUUAAUGGAUGGUGUAACCCAUUCCUCAAAUGCUGCUUUGAGAGACAAAUGUGGAAAAUACAUAAGCGAGUUCGUAGAAUGGUCUAUAAGACAAUCCAAUGAUUCUAUCAAUGUAAAAGUGUUGGUUAAAAAAACAAGGUUCUUUAGUGCUCAUCCACAUCCUGCAAAAAAAUUAGGAGCAGCUCUGAUUUUCAACAAUAUAUUUAAAGAAAUCCUGAAAGAAGAAUCGCUUAUCAGUAUGUUUUGGAUAGAAAUGUUGCACAUCUUUGUUACGAGCUUAGCUACGUGUGAAGAUUUCGAUGAGACUAAUACCAUUAUCCAGACAAAAAAGGCUCUUCAGAACUUGCUUAAUAUAUUUUUGGGAAAUCCAAACGUUUUCAACGAGGGAGCGAAGCAUCGGGUAGUUCCAGCAGAAAUGGGCACCGGAACAUUACCUGAAAUUGCUACGUGGUUAUUCAAAGAAACGAAUUGCAAAAAUAUUCAUUGUAGACAGAUGUGCAUGACCCUAUACGUAUCAGUUGCUCCUUUGGCUGGUGAUAAUAAGGCUCAUUUGAAUAAACUUGUUGAUAGUUUAAAUGGGGAUCUCUGUAAUCUUUAUGAAUAUCGAUUCAUGAGUUUUUCAGAAACAAAUCAGUCUGAAGAUUGUACCGUACUGAUAAAGUGGAUGAAACUGUUUUUAUGUACUUUGGAUGGUUAUUAUUUUGUCAUAAAGAAUCGACUUGGAAAGAUUUCUUUGCAAAACCGAUUAUUCACAGAAGUUCAGUACUACAUGAAGUAUUUACAAAAUAUUGAUAUAUCAAAAGCCUUGAAAUUAAUUGCACAAAAAGAUUGGAUGGAUACUGCUAUCGAUAAAGAAAAUUUCAGUAGAUUAAAAGGGUAUUGCACUUUAACGAUGUUGAAGCUAUUCAAAGAAAUUUCGAAGGAAGAUUCAUUAUACUGCGAGUCCGAACAUUUAUGGAAUGAAUACUUUAUGGAGUUUUUGAAAAAUAACAUAUUUUUUCCUCAAUUACUGGGUAUCAACCAAAUGAAUCAAGAGGAGCAUCGGAAUAAUGUAAUCGAACUGCUCAAUCAAAUCUCAAGCAGAACAGAAACAGCAAUGAAAUUGGCAGACGUGAUUACUACUUACAUAAAAACAAAUUCAGAUACUACAAUAGACAUUAAAGAGAAUGUUGGCCUGAAGAAAAGGAGUAUUUUAAAAGGAUCGAUAUUGUUAAAGGAGACAUCCUUAAGUCAAAAAGGCUUUAUAAAAACUGAACUGCUUUUAGUAGACGUGAUUGACAAGCUCAUGAACAGUAUGUAUGCAGAAGUUAAAAAUGGUGUCAUAUUUUUGAAUGAGCUUAAAGAUACAGUGUAUGCGUAUUGUUCCUCUCUGUUCGAAUUUGCGCUCAAGAAUCGUGAGGAAUUUGUGAAUUUCGUUAAACAUUUGUACAAGCCAUACUUAGUUCAAAGCAUUGAUUACGCCAAGGAACUGAAUUUUUGUUUAUAUUGUCUCCAAAGAUUUGCUGAAUGUACGAUUCCAGCUAUUCUAGACAACUUUCUACUUUUUCUGGAUACAUGUAUUGAAGAAAAUAAUAUAUCAAUCACAGUUGAACAAUUAAUAUUCAUAUUCAAGCAUAUUCAAAAAGACAGGAAACUGAAACAUCACGGCAGGGCAGUGGUUAGCAGUAUAGGCGCCAAAAGUUUCGCCUUUAUAAGCUACUUCAAGGUAUACGAAAAUAUUGAUUUGGGAUUGGAAUUCAUAAAAAACAUGUUACUUUUAUACCCGGAAGUUGAUAUUGUCUUUACAUACUGGAUAAUCGACUUGACGAAAAGUGGAGAUAGGACUAUGGAAGCGUUUGAUGUACUGAUUCAAGUUCUGAAAGAUCAGUCAGAGUUAAGUGGUAUGGACACGCUGUACACAAACCUGAAGUAUAGAUUUCUGUCACAAUCUCUACAAGCAGAGGGAUAUAUUGACUUCAACAGAAUACUGCUUUUGUUACCAUCGGUCAAAUCCAGCAUGUUGUUGAGAUUCUUUCUUGAGGGAUUCAUGCAAACAAAUGUUGCAGUAGAAAUGGCACAGUUAGUAUCUGGAGUAGCAAAAAACAUAACGGAAGAAUUACAGUUUGACUUCAUGACUCAAAUAUACACUAUGUGCCGGGAUAGCAGUUUUAGCUUUGAAAGAAGGUACAGGCUGGCCAAGGAAGUGAUACCACCAUUUUUUGGAAAUGUUAGUUUGUCUGUUUUCAAAAGAUUCCACAUAGGAAUUAUACCAGAACUAAUCAAGAUGCUAGAUGGCUCAAAUGUUGAGCAAAAAAUAAUCACUUUUAUAAUAAUAGAGGUCAUGGUGACACGUAUGACGAUAGAUGAGAGAGUUGAUGUUGUAAUUAAAGAUUGCCAUGUAACAGAUGUAUUGAAAAAAAUAACGAAAUAUGCUUUAGGGGUGUUCAACGAAAUGACAAACUCUGAAGCAUUGAGAUUACUGAGAUGUCAUGCAUAUAAUGCAACAGCGUCAUUGAUAAGCAAUAUCGACGCAUUGAAAAAAAUUGAAUUUUAUGAGAAGUGCUUCCUACGUCAGCGGGGUUCCAAUGACAUCUUGUGGAGUGGUAUUAUUGAUGUCACGAAAACCUUUAACUUUCCUGUUUUGUUCGAUUCAAUUCCUACACGAAGAACGAUUUUAGUGAGCAUAAGAAGCAGAAAACAAGAAGAUUGUCCAAAUUCGCUGCAGUACAUUGAAUCGCAGAGGCUUUUUAACAGCUCACUUGUCGAAGACGUUUCGAACUUCGAUUUCAGCAAUGCUCUUCUACGUAGCAAUAAGGAGCCUGCUAGUGAAACAAGUCAACGACAAAAAGUGGUUACUCUGGAUGCAGUUGAUAUCAAUAACCAUGAGUGUAUGGCUGUAAUUAUUGGGUUGAUCCAAGAUAUGUACGAUUCGGGUAUAAACGAGUUGCCUAGAGAGGAUGAUACUGUUGUAUUACCUAGGUGGAUGGAUGGUAUUCGAUGGACCUUAGUGAAUAAAGAAACUCACAAAAAUGUUAAGAUGUUCUUAGUGAAAGUAAUAGACAAUAUGAUUCACAUAUUUGAUUAUUAUCCCAAGUGGUUUUUACUACCUUUAAUGCAGUUCAUUGUUGACGAAUGUGCGGGGAGCAAUAUUAAUUAUUUCGUCGCUGACGUGUUGGUUAUCAUUUCAAAAUGGGCGAGUGAUCUUAGAGACCUUCAUGAAGAAGAUCAAGCGGUUGCUUCUCAACUGGUAAAAUUUGUUACAUCAAAUAUUAACACAGAGCGAGAAGAUAUAAUGAAAUACCACCUGGACAUCUUGAAGUUAUUAGUGGAGUCAUGGCGUAAUUUCACUGAAGUUCCUACUGACGUCAUUUCAAAAUUAUUCUAUGAUGACAACACUUGCGUAACUGGUAUACAAAUAGCGACAGUGAUGUUAGCAAAUGGCUUGGAGCCUUGGUGUGGCAACGAAGAGGAAAGAUUUUUUGAAGCACUUCUAAAGAAAUUCAGCUGUUCUAAGCUGUUACGGUUAUAUUCAGAAGCCAUUGGGUUGUUUUUGCAUUUCAUGAAAAAUCGUGACGAUUAUAUACAGAAGGUGUGCAAUAAACUGUCGGAAAUUAUUCGAAACAAUCCCAAGAGCGAUGACUAUUAUGCAUGCCUAGAAGGAAUAGCUGUACACUUCCCACUAAUAUUGGAUGCAGAUCACUGUACUAGGUUGAUAAAUAAACUCAACCAAGUGUCUAUUGCUCGCAGAGCCUCAAAUUUGAAGAUUAUCCACAAAAGGCUGGAAAAAUCCUUAGAUUUACUUUACGAAAUUAAUGAUUUCAAGAUAAUUACUUGGCACCAGUUAUUGGAAGAGCCGAACUUGGAAAUCCAAAUAGUUACGUUCGAAAUUAUCAAAAAGUGUAUCGAACUCUUCAGCAGCUAUGAUCUUUUUGAUGCUGUUAUGAUGACACUUUUGAAAAGUACCAAUAACUCGAAUGCUUUAUACCGUUCAUGCAUUUAUGAUGUUGCUAUCCUACUGUAUGGCUUGAAAAAUAAAUAUUUUGAUCAAAGCAAAGAAAUCCUGGUCCGCGCUCUGGUAGACUCGGAUGUCAACAAUCGCGAAAAGGUACUUAAAUUUUGGGAAGACAACGAGGAUAUACCUAAAAAUGUUAUCAAUAGAUUCUCAUUUCUGCUGUUAGAAAUGUACAAACCUGAGAUUGAACAACAGUUUUUGGGUAUUUUGACUCAUCUGCUACUUAGUUCAUUAACAAGUAACGAAAGCUAUGAUGCUCCUCUUUUCAAAGAUCCACUAGAGCAUUGUGAUUUUGAAGAUUAUAAGCUGAGAACGAAUUGGAGAUUACAACAUCGUUCGGUUGUACCAAUGUUUGCAGAAACGUUGCAAACAGUCUACGAAAACAGCAUGGAUCAGGAUAUGGAUAUGUUAAAAAAAACACAAGGACAUACGUUUACUCAGAGCAUACAAGAGCAACAGCUACAGGAAUUGGUUAGUCUAGAAAGUUCUUUGAGUUUUUCUGAAGGACGCAUUAAAGAUCCUAAUCGUUUAAAUUUGUCGCAAAAGUAUCGACAUAAAAGACGAUUUUUACAAGAUAAGGAAAAAAUAUCCAGGUGGCACGCUCAUCAUGAGACCCAAAAGAAGAUAGAGAAUAUGAAGAAAAUGAUUGAUGAUGCUAAAGAAAGGGAGAAAAAAGUCACAAUUUACAGGAAAUACAGGAAGGGGGAUUUUCCAGAUAUACAGAUAAAGGUGUCAUCCAUGCUUAAGCCAUUGCAAAUGUUAGUUAUGAAUGACACCGAAGUGGCUAAUAUCAUGUUCUCAGAUAUAUUCAAAGGGCUUUUGAAUAAGGUGAAAGACAACCAUGAAUUUUUAAGCUCGGUUUCCAAAGCAAUCGAGCAAAUUUUUCAAACUUCUACUCACAGCAACCGUCACUUAUUUGGUGUAUUGUUGGAUAUAAUCUUGUUAAAUACAUCAAGUAUUCGUUUAGAAUCGUCAGUAGUCACUUUAGCUAGUCAGCAGUGUGGCUUACCAUCUGUAGGAGCGUUGAUUUUAGAGAAGUAUUUAGCUUCUGUUGAUACGGGCCCGAGUGGGAGCAAACGAAGACCAGGGCAGAUGGAUGUUGAAAACAUGUUGUGGCUUAAGCUUGCUGAGUUGUACAGAGAUUUGGAAGAGUGGGAUACCGUACAGUCAAUAUUCAUAGAGAAGGUGGACUGUGGUAAAGUCAAAAUGGCAAUACAGCUGGAGUCAGAGUCAAAGUUCAGAGAAGCGCAGGAUAUAUAUCACCAAAUAAUAGCGGAGUCUUCAGAAGAUUGGAAUGAUUUCUAUUGGGAAUCGUAUCUAAGAUGUUUUGCCGCUUUGGGCGAGUGGGAGAAACUCCCUGAGGCUAUCAACCUCGCAUUAGAAGACGAAAACACUUGGCGGGGUCUUUGGGAUGACAAACGUUGUCAAAGGAAAUUAUUACCUUGGUAUGUUGAUGCACACUUGAAAAAGGGGUUGUUUUCAGGCAACUUCGAUGGAGAAUUUUUGAGCAACAUAAAUGAAGGUCUUACAGACCCAGAAAAAAAUGAUCACUUGAAGAUACGUUAUUGCGAGGAACUUUGUAUAAUGUGGUUGAUGAAAAGAGAUAUACCUACCGCUAAAAUCUAUUUGGAAAACUAUUACCAACACUUCCUGGAAGAGUGGCAACAUAUGAAUCCAAUUUUUCAAUUGCCCAGAUAUAUGAAGUUAUUGAACCUGAGGAAUAUAGUUGAAUCAGGAGAAUUCAUGAAUUUGUAUAAUGAUGUCUCAGAUGCAGUAGAAGAAACAUUGGAGAAAUUCAUUACUAGGUUGCAGCGAUCUACUGAGAGGUUACCUACUAUGGUAUUAAACGAGAACAGAUUUUUGUACGAAUCACUGUACCUCCAAAUAUUAAACGAAAAGAUACAGACAUUACAAGAGUUGGACAAGUCUAAAUGGAGCAGAUCCAUCCAAGAAUUGAAAAUGAACAUGAGGUUUGAUCUAAUACUAUCAGCAAUAUCCUUUAACAUGUAUUUUGUUGCGAGAAAAUAUUUCACAGACUACGGAAAUAAAUUGCCAAAUGUUUCUAAAACAUCGAUAUUAUUUGGAGAUAUAUUGUAUUUGAAAGGAAAUUUGACUACUGGUGAUAAAAAGAUAUCGAGCUUUUUGGAAGCUAAAGGAAGCUAUGAAAGGUGCCUUCAGACCCACGAUAAUUUCACCAAAUUAUCAGUGGCAUCCAAAUUGUUUGAAGUAUGCUCAUCUAUAUCGAAUGAAUUAUCAUCAAAUGUUGAAUUAUUCACGAGACAUUUGGAAACGUUGAAUAUCAAGUUCAAAACAUCAUUCGAAAAACCACAAGAUGUGUUACUCUAUGGAUUUCAGUGUUUGAAAUCUGUUGUUGAAAAAGUUGAUAUAGUGAGUGAUAGCGUGGAUGUUGAUAAGUACGAAAAAUGUGUUGCCAAAGCUUAUAUGGUAUUAGCCUAUUACGCGCGUGAAAAUACAUCGCGCGAAAAAGAACUGAUCCAGUUUGUAUUGGAAGCCAUGAAGCUGAAUUCUGUGGAGGCUAGGCAGUUUUUCCCUUGCAUAUUGAUGAUUGAUGCCCUUGGUGCUGUCUAUCGAGAUGAUUUUGUUAAUCUGGCAAAGGAGAUACCGACUUGGAUGUUUCUUGGAUGGAUUCCGCAAAUCCUAGCAAAUAUGGACUCUUCAAAAAUAUUUGCACUGUCCGAUAUCAUCAUAAGAAUCGCUGAGACUUAUCCACAAGCUAUAAUAUACCCAUACCGAUUGAGCAGAGAAACAAAUAUAGUGGAGAAUGAUGGAUUGGAAACAGAUAAAAGGAUUUACGUUAAAUCAAGGUUGGACGAAUUACUUUUAAAAAAUGAAGUUGUCAACUGUUUUCUGAAAGCUCUUUCGUACGUCUGUCUUCCUAUAAUGGUUCUGAGAUAUUACAUCGGCAAAAUCAAGAAGGCGACUUCUAUAGAAGAUAUUAAAUCCAUUCAAAAUACUGUCAUAGAAGAAGUAUUCAAUAAAGAACAUGAUUCUACACCAUCCAAUUUGCAAGGGGAAGUAUAUAGAAAAAUUGAACAGUAUCGACCACAUUUUGAGAAACUAACAGAUGAGACACUUCCAAAAAUCAAAGACUCAUUCCAGAGAUUGGAUCAAACGCUGAUCGGUGUCAUACGUGACAAUAAUCCAUUGAGACUUAAAGAAUUUAGUCCUUGGCUGGCUGAAUUUUCUGGCGAGAGAUUGAAUGUUGAAUUUGAAAUACCUGGACAGUACGAUGGGCAAUCGAAACCUUUACCCCAGUAUCAUGUCAAAAUUUCAGGGUUUAGUCCAGAGAUUACCAUUAUGAAAUCAGUCAAAAAACCUAUUAGAUUAACUAUUCUUGGAAUGGACACAAAGGAGUACCCAUUUUUAAUAAAGUUUGGUGAAGACAUACGACAAGAUCAACGAAUUGAGCAGCUAUUUGGCCUUAUGAAUCACAUUUUUUCUGUGGACAUAACUUGUAGCAGCAGAAGGUUCGAAAUUAUGACGUACCAGGUUAUUCCUUUGACAACAUCGUUAGGAAUGAUUCAGUGGAAAAGCAAUACAGAAUCUUUGGAUGCGUUUAUGGCAAAGUCCGCGCAAAGGACAUUUCAAAAUGACGUUCAAAAGUCGAAAAAUGACUAUCACGAGUGGAUUGUGCGAAGAAAUCGAAAUGUGUCAGAUGCAUACGGAAAAGCAGCUAAAGAAUACCCCGCAGAUAAAGUUGUCCCUAAAUUUAGAGAGUUGGUUAAUCGAUUUCCAAAAUAUGUACUUAGACAAGCUUUGUGGAACCUAAGCAUAAACACAGAAAACUUCAUAGCUCUGAGGAACAACUUUAUAAAAUCCUACGCCACCAUCUGCAUCUGUCACUGGAUACUAGGAAUUGGCGACCGCCAUCUUGGCAACUCUAAAAUAUGCUUGAGUAGCGGAAAAGUACUCGGCAUUGAUUUUGGUCUAGCAUUUGGUACAGCAACUCAGAUACAAGCUAUACCAGAAUUGGUACCGAUGCGACUCACUCCUCGUAUUAUAUCCAUUAUGGAACCCUUUGGUGAAAGAGGACAGUUCAAAGCAUACAUGAUUCACUGUCUUCGAGCAUUGAGGGACAAUUAUAGGAUUCUUCUGGCAACAAUGAAUGUCUUCAUACAGGAGCCAUCAGUUGACUGGUUGGAACACUCUUGCUCGUUUGAUGAUGGAAAUGUUGCACAGGAAGCCACAUGGUUCCCCCAGGUUAAAAUAGAGCAGGCUCGUCGAAAACUCUUAGGGGAAGCAUCAACCAGAAUAACUAUCGAGGAAAUAGAAGCUAAUAGUGCGUUGAAGUACAAAGAAGCUUACAUAAACCUGGUAAAAAGUGUUAGGACAGUAGCGAACGUUGAAGAAAAGAACCACUUAACAGUAGAAGAACAGAUAGAUUGUUUACUGGAUCAGUCAACGGAUUAUAAUUUGUUAGGUCGAAUGUGGACAGGCUGGACACCGUGGAUAUAAGAACAAGUAUUUUUAUAUUUUAUAUGCACCUAUUUGUCUACAUAUUUCUUACAUAUUUUAUGAUGCUUUUUAAAAUUAAAAUUAUGUAUCAAUGUGAGAAUUUAUUAAGAAUAAAAAUAUAUUUUUCUACCACAAUA